Chara braunii is the source of this 1147-nucleotide messenger RNA. The record is from the annotation of a GenBank genome assembly. NCBI's taxonomy places the organism in Eukaryota, Viridiplantae, Streptophyta, Charophyceae, Charales, Characeae.
CCGGGAGACACAAUUCGAGAGGACAUGAAGGAGUUCAUCGGAGGCCCGCACUUCCUGCAGCACAUUGGGAAAGUGAUUGAGACAGAAGACCACCAAUGGGGGCAUCAUAUAUUGUGGCACCCGAAGGUCCUCGAGCCCUGCGUAUGGAACGGGAAAUGGCACAUGGCUGUGUGCAUCAAUGGAGAGUGACAAUUGCGAACGUGGGUAUUGAAGAGCAAGUUUUCGAAAUCGCAAAGGAACAGGUUCAUAUCAAAGUGCGGCAGACGAACGGUGGAUCAGACAGCCUUGCACAAGGAGCAUAUGCCGACACACUUUAUGACAAGUUGCGAGGUCAGAACAUGCUGGAGUACAAUGCAAACUUUUAUGACAUUGAAUCCAGUGUGUCGCACGAUCAGAUCCCUUGGAAAUUGCCAAGUCGAGAAGUGGUGCAAGAGUUUGAAGGACGUCCAUUCACGAGCUCCGUUCGUAGUGACGAGCAAGUUGAUGAGAGGAAUGCUAUGGAAAAAUUUGUGGGCGACAAUGACGAGUCAAGAAGAGAAAGAGUGCGGGCCGAACAUCAAUCGUUUCAUCCACCAUCGCAACGGGACGAUUCCGCGGAGGACAAAGAGUUAGCGGAUCACUUUGCAAUUGUGGAAUCUUCCAAGGUUUGCACGGGGUCAGAAACGCAAAUGGCCACGGAACCAAUGUCCAUGCAAGGAACUGAGCUGACGAGAGAAGAGUCGGUGCCACAGUUGAAGGGGAUAGAAAAUUUGUCAGAAAACACACCUGACUUGAUGCUUCAACUGCUUUAUGACAGCGCCAUACUCGAGGGUGACCCAGGUGGUGUGCAGAGGAAAGAGAACGUUGUGGCCUCAAUGGGAAGAGACGAUGAUGAACUUCAACGAACCACGACGAUUGGCGACAAGCAUCAACACCCCAAGCGCAAGAGAGAGGAUGACGACAAUGUCAUUGACAUCGGGACACAGUCAGGUGAGCAAUCAGGGCGUGGUGAGGACGGGGAGGGCCGACAAAAUGAGAAAGAACAAGAUGAACACCACCAUGUGACACUGCAAAAGGAGGAUGUGAUCUGAAAUGAGAAGUCAAGGAAAGGGAACACAACAUACAAUCUUGUGCUUCGUCGUUCGGGGAGACCUGMRKSAAARWSGAC